This is a messenger RNA of Girardinichthys multiradiatus, 3142 nucleotides long. RefSeq names its product gastrin-releasing peptide receptor (gene grpr). The record is from RefSeq and is a predicted model, not a curated record. Gene Ontology annotation, biological process: G protein-coupled receptor signaling pathway. Gene Ontology annotation, cellular component: membrane. Lineage: Eukaryota; Metazoa; Chordata; Actinopteri; Cyprinodontiformes; Goodeidae. The transcript has 4 exons. Gene Ontology annotation, molecular function: G protein-coupled peptide receptor activity. Bases 20 to 1138 code for a protein of 372 amino acids.
UGCUUUCACUGUGGGAGAGAUGGAGCGCAUUUACCCCAACGGGUCGCGCAGCAUCACUUCUUCGCACAUUUUCGCACGGAUGAUGUGGUUCACCGGCGUGGCUAUCGCCUCCGUUUACGGGGCCAUCAGCGUUUUGGGACUAAUUGGCAACAUCACGCUCAUCAAGACGUUUUGCUCGGCCAAAUCCAUCCGCAAUGUUCCAAAUCUGCUCAUGUCGAGCCUUGCGCUGGGGGACGUUUUGCUGCUGGUGACCUGCGCUCCGGUGGAUGCCAGCCGGUACCUUUCAGAGGAGUGGUUGUUCGGUAGAGUGGGCUGUAAGGUCAUCCCUUUUAUUCAGCUCACCUCUGUUGGGGUGUCUGUGUUCACCCUCACAGCCCUCUCUGCUGACAGAUACAGGGCCAUUGUGAAACCUCUAGAUCUCCAAAAAUCGACCACCACUACCAGCAUUGUCCUGCGGGCGGCAUUCAUCUGGGUCUUCUCCCUUAUCUUGGCAAUCCCCGAGGCUGUGUACUCAGACCUCCACACCUUCAAUGUGACCUCUACCAACGAGAGCUUUGUUACCUGUGCCCCUUAUCCUCACGCAGGGAAACUACACCCUCAGAUCCACUCCAUGGCUUCCUUCCUCAUUUUCUACGUCAUCCCCCUGUUGGUGAUAAGCAUGUACUACACCUUCAUCGCCCGCAGCCUUUUCAAGAGUGCAUCUAACCUUCCUGUGGAGGGGAAUGUCCAUGCAAGACGACAGGUUGAAUCAAGAAAACGCUUGGCCAAGACAGUUCUGGUGUUUGUUGGUCUCUUUGCAGUGUGCUGGCUGCCCAGUCACAUCAUCUACUUGUACCGCUCCUACCACUAUUCCCAGGUGGACACAUCUCUGGGUCAUUUCAUUUGCAGCGUUGUUGCUCGGAUUCUGGCCUUCACCAACUCCUGCAUCAACCCCUUCGCCCUUUACCUGCUGAGCAAGACCUUCAAGAAGCAGUUCAACCAGCAGCUGUGUUGCUGCUGUCGCUUCAUGCUCAAACAAUCCCAGCAGAGCCCAACACAUUAUAACACACGCAUGACCUCAGUCCACAGCACUCACCACUCUGUGGCAAGUCUGACCAUGAACAACGGUAGGCAGCUCUAUCAGGGAGACUAUGUGUAAGAGUGUUUGUGAGUGAGAGAUGUAAAUGUGUGAUCUUUUUCUCUACAUACAAUAGUAAAACGAAAAAAUCAAGACAUUAGAAAUACAAUGCAGAGUUCUGUGGUGAUAUCUUUGUGUGAAAUGUUCAGUAUAUACUUGUCAGUAUUUGCAUUUUUCUUUUUUUCAGAUUUUCAAUGCUCUAAACGUUUUAUGGUACAUUUCUGAGUUUGUGUAGAUUGUCUGCUGAGUCCUUUGACCUUUUAAUGAUCAGAGUCAUGUACAGUUUUGCAAGUUAUCUGAUUUAGGAUCAGUUUGUGCUUGUAUUUAUGGCUUUACUAGUUUGUUUUUAAGUUUCUUGUCUAUUCCAAAUUUAAUAUAAAACAUAAAAAAAAGAAACACUUUUGUUCUGGUUCAUCAGUUGGCUGCAGAAGGAAUACAUAAGGGAAAGUCUCAAGCUAAGGGCCAAAAAUAAAAUAAAAAAAGCCUAAAUCAGCAUAUGUGUUCCUUCUUAGAACCUUUCUGCAUUAUGCACAUGAUCCAGAUAGCACAAUAGACAAACUUAGUCUUUGACGAGGAUGGGACAAUACAGAAACUAGAUAAUUUACUACAGUUUUGUUGUAGAUUUUAUUCACAACAUGUUUUUCUGCUUUAGUACCAUAUGUUAAAUUGAGCUUAGUAAAAGCCAAACCUUCUUUACUUUGCAUAAUGAAGCUGAUAUGAAAGGCUGAUCUGUGCAGAACAUACUGAGGGUUCUUCUAGGCAUAUAAAGCCUAAAUGAAUAAGCAUGAUGCACAAAGAAAACUUAAUAAAAUCUGCCUUCUAUAAAUAGCAUUGUCUUUUGUGCACACACUGGCUUUUUGUGAUCUGUCACCUUUAACAAAUCCAAUAACAAACAGAUUCUAAAACUGUAAUAUAAUAUAAUAUUGAGGCCAUGAACUUCUGUGUGUACUGAAAGCGAUUCACAGUCUGAAGCAGCUGGCAUGAGUCUGAGGCCAUAGUUCCCAACCUGCAGUUGAGGGGUCAGUCUCUGUCUUUAGCAGAGAGUAUCUUGGUAUCUUGUUCAUGAGUGAACGGGAUGCGGACAGAUGGAUUGGACCAUCAUCUGCAGAAAUACAGACAUCGAUCCAGUUUGUUGUAGUGAAAAAAAAUCAAAGCUUUUGAGUUGCAGCCCCACUACAUUCCAACUCUCAUCUAUGGUUAUAAGAUAUAAUAGAAAGAAUGAGAUCCCGGAUACAAGCAGCUAAAACAAGCUGGGAACACCUUGCGAGUUAUGCUGGGGAGAGGGGUGUCUGGGUUUCUCUGGACCUGCCAGCCCAACGAACCUGACUCGAAUAAGCAGAGAAAAUGGAUGGCUGAAGGGAUGGAUAAAAUAACUUUGCAAAUAUAAUUAACAUAGUGAUUGUUCCUUUUCUUUAUCUGCCAUUUAAUAUUCUAAAUGUUUUUAUAUUGGAUAUUAAAAGUGGAACUUUGCUUUAAUAUUUCUAAAUAUUUGAGUAUAUGACGAAGUAUGAUGUCUUGUGUGUACCUUGAGAAAUCUGUCAGUCACUCUGGUUUUAUACAAAACUGUUUGUCGGCUUUCCCUCACUCUUUGAGUUAAAAAAACUGUAAUUACUUUUAAGUUAUAAAAAAUACUUGGUGAGGGUUGGACAUAUUCAAGCUCCCUCAUAGUAUGAGACCAUAGAAGUAAACAACUUUCAGAAGCCUGACAUUUCUGUUUAAAAUAUGAUUUUUUUUAUUGAUCUUAUAUUUCAAUUUUCUGAGACACUGUAAUUUAAGGUUUUCUAUAUCUGAAAGCUGUAAUCAUCAAUAUCAGAAGAGAGAAAGGUUUGACAUAUUGCACUCUCUGUGCAAUGAAUCUAAAUAUUGAACUUUUUCACGAUAUUGUAAUUUUUUGAAGCUCUACCUGUAUCUUUGUUUUAUUAUGUUGGGUCCCGGCUGAAAAAAAAAAUCAGUAGGAAAUAGACAUUAGCGUGAUUAUAAUAAACGAUUAUGUGUAAAAAUUUGCUUGAUGAAAUAAAUCUUAAC